Ornithodoros turicata is the source of this 2227-nucleotide messenger RNA. RefSeq names its product gastrula zinc finger protein XlCGF57.1-like. NCBI's taxonomy places the organism in Eukaryota, Metazoa, Arthropoda, Arachnida, Ixodida, Argasidae. The record is from RefSeq and is a predicted model, not a curated record. Gene Ontology annotation, biological process: regulation of DNA-templated transcription. Bases 193 to 2085 code for a protein of 630 amino acids. Gene Ontology annotation, molecular function: DNA-binding transcription factor activity, RNA polymerase II-specific; RNA polymerase II cis-regulatory region sequence-specific DNA binding. The transcript is spliced from 5 exons.
CGAGGCACGUCAGGGGGCACCACCAUCGAUCCAUCCAUGGCGGCAAUGUUAUGGCUGGGUAAUGGCGUACGAAUGUGAUUUCCCGUUUAAUAAGUUCCAGUGGUACAGGCAGUGCAUGUAAUAGCAAGAAACAAACUUCCAGAAGCUCGAGGGCACUGUCGUACCGGUCACUGAAGCAUAAUUGUGGCAGUAAUGGAUGCCACUCCAUCUGCACAAGACUGCUUUAUGGAGCGCUCACUGGAGUAUGCAACAGAGAGGCAAGGAAUGGAAGGUGUUGACAUUCCAGCUGAUUCUUCUUUAGAAUAUCAACAGCCCAAUGACAGAGUGGAAAGUGAGGUAUGCGAUACAUCUAUAGUCUGUCAAGCAAGUGGCCAAGGCACGGAAGGUCCAGACGAAUUUGUAGUGGUUCAGCAGGAUAAUUCAAAACUGAACGAGAUAAACGUCCCUGAAGCAGAACACGAGAACGAGCACGCCACGGUGGAACAACCAGAAAGCGCAUCGUAUAACGGAGAAUGUAGUCCGCGCGCAAACGGAAAAGACGGUUCGAAAACAGACGAGCUAAGCAUCCCAGAAGGAGGAAACGAGGACGAGCUCGUCAUACCAGAAGUACGAGACGUAGAAGAGCCCGACGACCCGCCACCGAAGAGGUACCAGUGCCGCUUCUGCAGCUAUUCCACCCGUUCCAAGGGCGCAACGGGGAGGCACGAAAAGCACAAGCACAAGAAACGCUUCUACUGCAAGCUGUGUUCGGCCAAGUUCUGCUUCCAGAGCGCGCUGGACAAGCACACGCUGAAGCACACCGAAGGCAGGCAGUACAAGUGCGCCUUCUGCCCCGCGGAAUUCGAUCGCAAGAGCCAGCUGGAGUACCACGUCAUAAGGCACACGGGUCACAAGCCGUUCGCCUGCAGCAUGUGCCCGGCCGCGUUCACCCGUAAGCGCGCCCUGGAGGCGCACGAGCACGUGCACAGGGGCGAGAAGCCGUACGGGUGCCCGGACUGCCCCGCGACGUUUGCCAGCAAGUCUUACCUAGCGGUGCACGUGCGCGUCCACACGGGGGAGAAGCCAUUUGCGUGCAAGCACUGCCCGUCGCGGUUCGCGCGGAGGAACCACAUGGUGAACCACAUGAGGACUCACACGGGGGAGCGGCCCUUCACCUGCGAGUAUUGCGCGGCCUCCUUCACCCAAAAGAACAACCUGCAGGCGCACGUGCGGCUCCACACGGGAGAGAAGCCGUUUGUGUGCGACAUCUGCUCGAAGGCGUUCACUCACAAAGUGAGUCUCGUGACUCAUCUUCGGAAGCACGCGAAAGUGGAAGACCACCGUGUAACACGACCGUGUUUUACUCGAGGUACCGAAGACUUCGCGGGGCGGUCCUACCACUGCCAGUACUGCAACUACACUUCGGACGCAGCUUCCAAGUUGUCGCGGCACCUCAAGAUCCACCUCUUCGGGAAACCGUACGCGUGCUACGUGUGUAAUGCACGUUUUGCACAAAAGGGCCACCUGUCGUCACACAUGCGCAGGCACACGGGCGAACGGCCCUUCAAGUGCGACGUCUGCUCACUGUCCUUCAGUCAGAAGAGCAUCUUAAACAGGCACAUACGCAUACACACGGGAGAACGGCCCUACGUGUGCGAAUUCUGUUCGGCAGCCUUCACCCAAAGGCACUGUCUGGUGGCGCAUUCAAAGCAGCACGCGAACGAAAGGCGAUUUGCGUCGAACAGCCGCAGAAGACCCUUGGUGGCCAUGCCUAAACUAGACACAUCUUCAUUUCCAGCUCGUCGACCUCCAGGUGCGGUACGCAACAGCGGCCUAGAGAACGCUAUCAAGGGGAGACAUUUUCGGUGUUGUUACUGCGGUUUCACCUUCAACCACAGAGCGGGACUGACGCGGCACUUGCGAAUUCACACGGGGGAGAAGCCUUUCACGUGUGACGUCUGCCAGGCCUCGUUCCCUAGGAAAGAAACGCUUAAGACGCACAGAAGGACGCACACGGGUGAAGCGCCGUACGAGUGUGGCAUCUGCACAGAAAAAUUUAUCAGUCGCGCAAAUCGGGCGUUUCACCUGAGGAAAAUGCAUUCGUGAUGUUCAACUACAAGUGUUAAAACAAGGUGAGGCAAACAGUUUGGUCCUUCCCAACACAAUGUCCUGUAACUGUGAUACUUUUCUGCAUUUUAUCGUAGGAGCUACGAUUGAUUGAUCAAAUAAAACAAUCGUAUCUGCUCUG